CCGAACUAUUUGGCUACUUUGACUGCUACGAAGUAUUUGACGCUGACUGUACAUACUAACCUUACAGCGAAUUCUACACUAAUUAGACUAAAACUAUUUCAUUGCAUUAUUUUUUGACCGCCAUCGGUAUAUUUGAUUAAAUUACGUUAUGUACAAUUGCACACGCCAACAUCAUUGAGACAAGCUAGCAAAUGUGAACCUUCGAAAAACAACACGUACAACGUACAAUUCUUAAAGUUCUUAGCAUUAUAAGGGUUAAAUAAAAACAUAACCAACCUUCACAUUACCAACGACAAAACUUAGUAAAAAACUGCCAAACUCCUGAUUGACAUUAACUGUCAUCAUUUCCAAAUAAGGAUAUUUACAAUAGUUACAUUAUCUUUGCAAACCAUGUCGGCGAAAUCCAUUAUAAAGUCCGCAACCAACGAAGAAGAGGACGAAAAAAAGAGCCAGAAAAAGCCCAAUCUCCAAUCCACUCUCACCAUCAAUGCAUCAAAUAAAAUUAGUAAAACCGCGAGCCUACUUCGCAAAACGCAGUCGCAUUUCUUAGUCUCCCCUGAGAAACUGGACAAGGCCACGAAAAGGGUUAUAGCUCCAUACGCACAGAUAGUGAGGAAAGGGUUAAAAGAAGAGAGGAAAGAAGGGACAUACUUGGAUAUAAAUAGGUUUAAUGUGUUUUUGGAAGAUACAGUUGAUUUGGAUUCGCUGCUGUAUGAGACUGCUAUGGUAUUGAAGACUGUUACUAAUAGUUCUGGAGCGUUUGUGUACAUAGUGAAUAAAGUGAACAACGAACUGGUACUGAUGCCAAAAAAUACGAAAAAUCCAGCGAGACAUGAAGUCAACAUUCCGAUUGAAGAGGGCAAGAUGGCAGCAGCCCACGUGGCGUCCACCAAGGAAUACCUCGUACUAGACGACGUGCAGCGCGACCGGCGCUUCUCCUCGGGCCUUCGCUGGAUUGAUGCCAAGACCGCGCUCGUCAUGCCAGUACUGCAGCCUGAUGGAGAUUUAUAUGCUGUGCUAGAGCUGUAUAGGACGCGUGCGGAACCCUAUGAUGCGAACGUGGUAUACACGGUGGUGAGCGUGGCCUGCUGGGCAGGCGCAGCGGCGCACCAGGCUGCCGCGCGCAUCACGCUACAAAAGACUGGCCAUCUGAACGCAGAGCUACGCACUUUGCUCAACAGUUACUUCUGCAACUUGGCGUCUAUUGACACAAUGCUUACGGACAUGCUGGCUGUAGUAAAGUCCUUUAUGGGUGCCAUGCGGAGUAGCUUCUAUAUAAUCAACCGCGAGCACGCCGAGCUGACGGCUGACAUGUGGGACGACGGCUGGGCAGAGAACACUUCCAUGCCCCGCAAGAAGACUAAAAUCGACUUGAAAGCCGACCAGACCCCGGCAGGCCUAGUGGCGCGGACCGGGGUUUCGCUCAACGUGCGAGAUGCGUAUAAAGACCCUCGGUUCACGAAAGAGGUUGACCCUACUACCGGCACUGUCGUUCGAUCGUGCCUGGCUAUGCCGAUUAUGGAUAAGAAGGGAGUUAUUGGAGUGGUCCAACUCACUAACAAAAAGAACGCGAAACCGUUCGAGGCCGAAGACGAGGAGAUAUUCAAAGUAUUCGUCAGCUACUGCUCUCUCAUCGUACAGUUCUAUCACAUGCACCAGGAGAAGAUCUACCAUGAAAACCUCAACCACGUGUACUGCGACCUGAUGCAGGUGCACCUGAAGCCGUGCCGACACGACUUCGACGAGCUCAUGGAGACCAACGGGAUCGUUAUACCGCCGAACAAUUUUAAUACGUACGAGUUCCACAUAAGCGAGAUCAGCAAAGAGGACAUGCCCGGGCUCGUGUGCUACAUGUUCAGCGAAACCUUCAUGGAGAAGAGUUUCGACCGCACGCGAAUGGCGGACUUUGCGCUGACCGUGCUCGGAUGUUACCGGCCCAACCCUUACCACAACGCAGAACACGCGUUUUGUUUCACGCACACUAUGUAUAUGAUUCUUCUCACGAACCCGGGACACUUUGAUCCUAUUGAGACAGCGGCACUACUCCUGUCCGGGCUGUGCCACGACCUGGACCACCCCGGCGUCAACAACAACUUCCUCGUGCUCAUCAACCACCCGCUCUCGCAGAUGUACAGGACCUCGCUAUUGGAAUACCACCAUUACUUCCUAGCCAAGAAACUUAUUGAGGAUAAGAAAAUCAUAUCAAAGAUGCCGCCAGCCGAUCAGGAGCGCCUACUAGAGGAGAUUAGAUACGACAUUCUCUGCACGGACCUAGCUGUGUACUUCCAAGUGAGGGCUCAGCUCGCCAACAUAGUCGCCGAAGGAACCUUCGACUGGAAACUGUCCACACACAGGAACCUACUAAAGGGAAUACUUAUGACAACAAGCGACCUCUCUGGAUGCUGCAAGCAGUUUGGCGUUGCUAAAGCUAUAACGGCUUGUAUCUAUGAGGAGUUUUACAAUCAAGGUGACAAAGAGCGUGAGAUGGGCUACACGCCACUCAGCAUGAUGGACCGCAAGCGCUCCUUGAACCAGCCAGCCGAGCAGAUACAGUUUCUCUGCGUGGUGGUGAUGCCUUGCCUACUGUUGCUUCAGCAUGUCUUCCCCAAUACAGCUCAGCUUGCGGAUAGUUGCAGAUCCACCCAAGAAUCGUGGCACGAGGAGAUCGAGAUCCGCGGCCAGAAGCUGUGGAAACAGGACGAUUCCCUCGUGAGCUUUGGACGCAAAAUCAUCAAAUACACCCCACAGGAGUAGGCGGACGAUUGAAUAUGCACCUUAUAGCGAGGAGCUAAGCUAUGUUUGUUUUCGCUUUGUACAGUGUAAUACUUUGUCUGGCAUACCUAUCGUGGCACAAAGUAGUUGAAUAUAACUAGCUGAUGAUCAUAAGGCCUUUAACAUCUUGACAGAUGAUUUUAUGCAACGAUUGUAUGUGAGGAACAACGUCUCUCGUGGCUGUAUAAGCCAUUGCGGGACCGGCAUUUGCGACCACAUUUGUGACAGCUAAACGAGGGAGCCAAGUCGGCAACAACUUCAGAUAGCUGAUGAUACCGGUGUGAAAAUGAGGCAGAUAAGUGGCCGCGGUUUAAAUACUUAUACAUAUUACAGUAGAUAAGCCGGGGCUAAUUCGUUCUGUAACGUAAUGUGUACUGAUUUCCUUAAUAUCCUAUGAGAACAGUUGCCUAAAAAUAGGCAAGCCGGUGGGAAUCGACUUCUUCCGACACUACACCACUGUUAUUAUAGUCUAUACUUUUUUUUAUAUAUGGCUUUUUAUUAAUUUGCCAGUUAAACGUUCCAUAUGGAUCUAAAAAGUAUAGGAACAGAUUAAAACAGAACGGUAACGAAUUCCCACUGUAUGACAGCAGCACCGAAGUUUAAACGUCUGCCGUGCCCCUCUAAUUCAACGCCGAUGAUGCGUUCUCUUUCUCGUCCACUGGCAAGCGUAUUCUAAUUUUAAUAAGAGGAUGUGUAUUAGAUUAUUAGGAUUAAAUAUGGCUCAGAUCUGUCAGAAUCAAAAGUGACGUUUUUGGUUGAAGAAAAUGUCACUUGACACUGACAGAUCAGAUAUCUAAUUCACAUCCUCUUAGGGGUCAUCCGUAAAAUUACAUUUUUCAUACAUACGAACUUUAUGAUUGUUUGACCCCUCCCUUCCUCCUUGUCACAAUUGGUCACAUUUGGCAACCCCUUCGCCUGGUAUGACGUUACAUAUUUGGCAAUUUUAUUCAACAAAAUCAGCAAUUAUCAUUAUUUUAGUAAAAAAAUAUUUUUAAUAAUAGCGUUAUUUGACAUUUUAUGUUCCGAAACCGAUUAGGAAUUAAAAUUUCACGAUUAAAAACGAUAUAUCAUUGCAAAAACUAGUUAUUUACCUGUACAGCGAAUAAAGUAAAUUCUAAAUAAUUUUCGGUUACAGGUGAAAGUGACAUCACAAAAUUUGUGACUCCCCCUCCCAUCCCUCAACGUGUCGUAAUUAAUGGAUGACCCCUUAUUAAAAUACGCCUCAAGACUGCCUCUAGCUGCUCAGAGCAGUCGCGAGCCGAACAAUUGAGUGAUAUACCACUGGGUAUGGGUAACUUCAGCUAGUUUGUGCUUUGUUUGCCUAUCCAUUCUAAGUUUGAAUGUGAAUAAAUAUUUAAGUUUUGAAAAGCUGAA
This is a messenger RNA of Cydia pomonella (codling moth), 4146 nucleotides long. Its product is annotated as cAMP and cAMP-inhibited cGMP 3',5'-cyclic phosphodiesterase 10A-like. Gene Ontology annotation, molecular function: 3',5'-cGMP-stimulated cyclic-nucleotide phosphodiesterase activity; protein binding. The record is from RefSeq and is a predicted model, not a curated record. Gene Ontology annotation, biological process: negative regulation of receptor guanylyl cyclase signaling pathway; signal transduction. Bases 391 to 2754 code for a protein of 787 amino acids. The transcript is spliced from 15 exons. Lineage: Eukaryota; Metazoa; Arthropoda; Insecta; Lepidoptera; Tortricidae.